Molecule: messenger RNA, 1713 nt
Organism: Drosophila serrata
Lineage: Eukaryota; Metazoa; Arthropoda; Insecta; Diptera; Drosophilidae
Gene: wek
Product: weckle
Biological process (GO): regulation of DNA-templated transcription
Cellular component (GO): nucleus
Molecular function (GO): zinc ion binding; RNA polymerase II cis-regulatory region sequence-specific DNA binding; DNA-binding transcription factor activity, RNA polymerase II-specific
Source: RefSeq, a predicted model, not a curated record
UGCAGCCGCGGAACGCUUUUAUGGCUUUAUAACAACGGCACAAACUCUGGUCACACUACCGGAACAGGGGCACUCUUCUCAACAGCUGUAGCAUCUUUGGGCAGCGUUCAAAUUAUAAAUAUUUCGUCGAAACUUAAACUUUACCUCGAGUUUGUCGUAUUGGCACUUAGCUAUGGGCAUUCCCAAGAACGAAUGGCUCUACUGGUGCCGGCUGUGCGCUCGCGACGAUGCCGGCAUUAAGGUACGGGAUCCGGACAUUGUGGCCAUAAUAAGCAAGUGUUUUGAUGUGGAGAUGACCUACGAGGAGCCGGAACUGGGCAGUAUGUUGUGCGAUGACUGCUUCUCGGCGAUUGGACAGCUGGUCACCUUCUCAGACAGCGUCAACAAGGUACAAGCCAUCUUUGAACUGCUCCGCCACUCGGAGCCACAUGAUAAUUUGGACGUAGAAGCUCUACGGAGAGAAUAUGGGCUUUCAUCAACUACCAGCAGACGCGAUCAGGAGCAGGAGUUUAGGCGAAGGGAGUACGAAGAUGACUUCAGCUCUGACGGAGGACGGAUAUCCCCUGCAACCCAGGAUUUGAAGGAAGAUCUCAGCUGGAGCGAACAAGAGAUGGAAGAGAAGAGGGAGGAGAGUGUUGAUUUCGAUGAGGAAGUCGCUAAGCCGCCGCUGCCUGUGAAACGGAAACGAGGACGACCAAAAGGCGUUAAAAACCAGCGACGAAAGGUGGUCAAUAAAAGAGACACAGUGACCUUAAAACCCCAGUGCAUUCUGCCAGAUCUGGGAGACGCAUCAAUGCGGUCUUCACCAACAGGAGGUCCUUUUAUCAGCAACAGGUUUGCCUGUGAGCAUUGCAACGAGUCCUUCAUCUCCAACGUGGCCUUGCGAUCACACAAGCACGACAUGCACGGCGGUCCCAAGCGAUUCGUUUGCGACUGCUGUGGCAAAGGACUAAAGACCCUUACCUUGCUGGCGGAGCACAAGCUGGUGCACACGGAUGCCAAGCCCUGCAUCUGUCCGGUUUGCAAAGCUGGCUUCAAAAACAAGGCCAGACUAAGAGUGCACCUUGAGACGCAUGGAGAGCCUAGAUUUAAAUGCACCAUUUGCGGUAAAAAGCUACAGACCCGUGCCAACCUCAACAAACACAAGUUCGUGCAUGUAGAGGAGCGCCGGUUCAAGUGCGAAAUUUGCGGCGCCGGCUGCACGAAUUCCACAGCCCUGAAGGUUCAUCUGCUCAGCCACACGGGUCUCCGACCGUAUGUCUGCAAGUACUGCGGCAAAGGAUUCUCCAGCAACACCAAUUGUCGCUCGCACAAGUGGAAAAAGCAUCCGAGGGAGGCAGAAAGGGAGGAUGACAAGGAAUCAUCGCGUAUACCCGUGCCAACGCUGGAGGAACUACGGGCCAUAACUCGUGAAAUGGCAAAAUCCAACAACGAAGAAGUUUAGUACAUUAUAUAUCUACGUGCACUUGAAAUAUACUUUUAAAUUUUAGUUUAAAUAUCUCAUGAGUUUAUCUGUGACACUUCUACAUUAAUUAGAAUAUAACAAAAAAACUAAAAAAGUUUUUAUUUUUCUGUAAUUGAACCAUUAUCCUUGGUAAAAGCAUUUAAAUAGACUGACGUGAAGUACUCAUCCACAAUUCCUGUAAAUCAAGACCCGCUUAAAACAGGCUGCUUCUCAAGGAUUAAUAAAUAUAUCGUAUUGAAGUUUUCCAA